Molecule: messenger RNA, 3276 nt
Organism: Pseudophryne corroboree (corroboree frog)
Lineage: Eukaryota; Metazoa; Chordata; Amphibia; Anura; Myobatrachidae
Gene: NPTXR
Product: neuronal pentraxin receptor
Exons: 5
Coding region: 236-1675 (479 amino acids)
Source: RefSeq, a predicted model, not a curated record
UUCUAAGUCAGAGACCAAGCAACGGCUGAGCACUGGAGAGGGAGAGCAGAGUUUGAUCUGGGAGCUGCACAAGGUUCUAUCCAUCUGCUCAUGCACUCUGCAGCCGGGGGAAUAACGUCUUCUUCCGUAGCAAGGCAACUCCUCCAACUCAAGGGCUCGGCAUCUCUUUUCUCUGUUAGAGUGUCCCACUGUAGCUGUCACCCUGAAGUUUCUGGCUGUUUUACUGGUGGCAGGAAUGCUUGCAUUCCUUGGUGCCAUCAUCUGCAUUAUAGCCAGUGUCCAUCCAGCUGCCAAGGCACCUGUCCAUGGUGCUGAAAAUGAGUCGGCUCCGGCUACUCCAGUGGAGAAGAGCUUAGGAGCUCUCCAUGGUGUUAAGACGUUGUAUGGAUCAAAGGAUGCGUUUCUGGAGCUCUCUGGAUCCAAGAGCCAGGCACCUCCAAGCUUCAGCAGGCUCUUGUGCACACCUCUGGCCAUGGAGUGCCCAUCUGAUGUACAGAGAGAUUCCCCACAGGCUGCGGGAGAAGAGGUUCUUUCUUUGCAGAACACAGCAGAACAGCUGAGGCAGACUGUGCUGCAGCAGAAAAAGCAGAUCCUCACCGAUCAGGAGGCCAUCAGGGAGCUGACCGGAAAGCUCAGUCGCUGCGAGAACAGUCUUGACAAGGGUUAUCAGGAAGGAGCUGACGGAUGGGGACCGAAAGAAGGAGCCAUGGGAGAUCUGCCCCUGGAUUCCCCCCAAGCGGUCCAGGAACUGGAGGAGGCAGUCAGGACACUCAAAGAUCGCAUUGAAAAGAUUGAGUUGGAAAUUCAGCAGCGAAUGAACAAUGUGACCUCUCCAACAUCCACCUCUCCAUCGCCUCUCUAUGGUAGGGACUCCCUACAGUCUAAACUGCUUGAACUAGAGGCUCAACUUCUUGCCAAAUUAUUGGAGUUGGAGAAGGAGCAGGCAACAGCUUCUGGGGAGAGAGACAAGCAGGACAUAGAGAAGGAGCUCAGCAUAUUGCAGAACCGCAUAGCAGAGUUGGAGCAUGGUUAUCCAGGUUACCACCCAGAGAAUUUCAAGUUAAGCUUUUCGGUCCGCACCAACUACAUGUAUGGACGGAUGAGGAAGACACUACCAGAGCUUUAUGCUUUCACUCUAUGCUUGUGGCUGAAAUCUAAAUCAACCUCAGGGUCGGGGACUCCUUUCUCUUAUUCUGUCAAUGGCCAGCCUAAUGAGAUUGUGUUAUUGGAGUGGGGUCAUAACCCAAUGGAACUUCUCAUCAAUGAUAAGGUUACUCAAUUGCCAGUUAGCCUAAAGGAUGGGAUGUGGCAUCAUAUUUGUGUAGCCUGGACCACAAGAGACGGAAUGUGGACAGCAUUCCAGGAUGGUAAAAAGAAAGGGUCGAAUGAGAAUCUCUCUGCCUGGCACCCAAUCAAACCAAAUGGAGUCAUCAUCUUUGGACAGGAACAGGAUGCUGUAGGUGGGCGUUUUGAUGCAACUCAAGCAUUUGUGGGAGAGGUGGCACAAUUCAACAUGUGGGACCGGGUUUUGACCCUCAAUGAAAUAGAAGGAAUCGCCAACUGCACAAUGCCUCUGUCUGGCAACCUUAUCCAAUGGGAUGACCGUCAGGUGGAUGUCUUCGGUGGAGCAACAAAGAGUCCUUUUGAGAGCUGUGAAGAGCGUUUGGGUCACUGAACCAUACAACAGCAUCCACAUCUCUCACACCCUUACCUUCCCCUUACUGUCACCAUUGCAGGAUUUCACAGCUUCCCAAACUAUGGGUGUGAAAAAAGCACCAGCUUAUGUUAUUCAUCAUGAUAUAUAUAAAACUGUGUCUGUGUUUGGGGUCAGUUAACAGGUUUAGAAUGAAAUAGGCUAUCAAAUACAGUGCUUGGAUAUUUUCCAAUAGACCUGUACAUAUCCUGUGUCGUUACUUUAAUUAGGGAAUUCCUUGGCUAGUAAGCUAAUACUUUCUGGAGAAGUAAAGCACAAAACUGUCAUAGGUUCACUGCAGUAUUACAAUAUGACAAAUACAUUUUGUAUACAAAUACCUUAAAGGGGAACUAAUUAUAUAUAAAUAAUUUAUUUUUAUUUUAAAAGCAUAUAGGCAGGUCAUAAAAAAUGUGAAAUAUUUUUUUCACACUAAACAACAUUUUGAUGCAACUUCUAACCCUAUCGGCUUAAUGUAAUAGCCUCCACUUUUCGGAGAUGCAGGAAUUAUGUGCAAGUCUGCCCUUUUUGUUAAAGCAUUAACCAUUUACAAGACAAAACCAGGUUGUGCCUUGUAAAUGAUUACUGCUUUAAAAAAACGGGCAGACUUGCACAAAAUUCCUGCACCUCCGAAAAGCGGAGGUUAUUACAUUUAGCCAUAUGCCUCUCUCUUACCUGGUAUUUAUUGGCACUCAAUAGUAGUGUUAAAAGCUAACAACAUGCAUUUCAGUGUGGAUAUGGCUGUGAGGAUGAGGAUCUGGCAGGCUGGGAGGAUUUGCCAUGCAAAAUACAGGAUUCUGAUGGCACAUGCCAAUCUUUCCCUCCCCCCCCCAAACCCCCCCCCCCCCCCCCCCUUCCCCUCAUUCUUUCUUACUGGUGAAGUGAGGACCGGGCAUUAGAACAUAAAGUUUAAUAUAAUUUUUUUUUUUUUUAUGUUUGUCCUCUUGUCCGUAUCUGACAUUGACAGUCUAGUGCUAUCCCCCUCCCCAUCAUGGAGGGGACCAAAGCUGUUGUUCCCCUUUAGGUUAGUACUGUAAAAGAGCUAGUUGGUUUAUUUAUAUUAUAUAGUAUUUAUAUGCCAUGACAUAUCUUAGGUCAGUGCAGAAUAUAUAUUGUUAUAUUUAUUUUUUAAAAGUGCUACUGUAAGAUGUAACCUGAAUAUGAGAGCACAUUCAUUAAUGGUCAUUACAUAAAGAUCUGUGAUUUCCCCCAGCAUAUGAACAAAGUUCACGAGGCUAUAAACUACAAUCAUGCAAUCUCUGUGGUUCUGUAUUGUACAAUCACAACUUUGACACACUGUGACAUCAGAUAUCACUGCCAUGUCUCCCAUUCCUAAGUUCCUCCCACUUCCUAUAUAUUUAUUGCUGUAGCCUUAAAGAUUUCCAUUAAACACUAAAUUAAUGAGACGAUUGUUAAUCUCUGUCCAUGCUCACCAAACUUUUCUUUGCCUCUUUCUCUCCCUUCAUUCCUAGAUUUCUCCUCAUAUUUUCUCACUUUUCUUGUUUAUUUGGUACAUUUGUGAACUUAAUUGUGUCUAUUUUGUAAAAUAUCAGUGCGGAAAAUAAAGAUGGAGUUGUGUUUGUUUA